This is a messenger RNA of Sarcophilus harrisii (Tasmanian devil), 3022 nucleotides long. RefSeq names its product phospholipase A2 group VI (gene PLA2G6). The transcript has 19 exons. Gene Ontology annotation, molecular function: protein binding. NCBI's taxonomy places the organism in Eukaryota, Metazoa, Chordata, Mammalia, Dasyuromorphia, Dasyuridae. Gene Ontology annotation, biological process: cardiolipin acyl-chain remodeling; positive regulation of ceramide biosynthetic process. The coding region runs from base 445 to 3021 and encodes 858 amino acids. The record is from RefSeq and is a predicted model, not a curated record. Gene Ontology annotation, cellular component: mitochondrion.
CCCUGACAUUCCAUGAUCCGGAGUACCUCCCACUUUGACAUUCUCUGUUUUCAGCCCUUCCCCAGCUCAGACAUUCUAAGCUCUCAGGUUCCCCUCAGUUUAGGGAGCCCACGGUUUGGACCCAGGAAUAGACUGCUUUGCCAUCAUCACCGCCAUGUCAUCAUGACCUCCAUGAGCAAGCCUUUACCAGUCCCUGUCUGCAGGUGGCCCUCGGGGAGCUGCCCAUUAGGCAGCCCUGCUCUAAAGCCAACCAGAUCAGCCUGGAUGUAUCCCUAGAACACAGGCAGUGAAAGCUCAGGAUAGAGACAGAACAGACCGAAUAGUGGCCUCUUGGGGACCUUGCUGAAGCUUUUGAGGACUCCAAGCCUCAAGUUGGUGCCAGAAGUCCUGGUGGGGAGGAAGAGGGACGUCUGGGCAGAACUCCACAACGCUUAGUGAGGUGGGAUGGGGGACCAAGCCCGGCUGACCACAGACCCCGUUUUCUUCCAGAAGGAGGAAGAAAAAAACAAGACCGAUCCCCCCACUCCUGGGAAGAUGCAGUUCUUUGGCCGUCUGGUCAGCACAAUCAGCAAUGUCACCAACUUGUUUUCCAACCCAUAUCGGGUGAAAGAAGUGUCCAUGGCUGACUACAAAUCUUGCGUCCAACUCAAGGAAGAAGGGCAGAUGAUUUUGUUCAAGAAUAGCACUCAUCGCACCUGGGACUGCCUGCUUGUGAACCCCAGGUCCACGCAGAAUGGAUUCCGGCUCUUCCAGCUAGAGACAGAGGCUGAUGCCAUGGUGACCUUUCAUCAGUUUUCGUCAGUGCUGCCCCCCUUUUACGAGAGCUCGACCCGGGUGCUGCAAGUCGACGUCCUGCAGCAGCUGACUGACUGCAUCCGAAGUCACCCCAGCUGGUCCAUGGCCCAUCUGGCCGUGGAGCUGGGGAUCCGAGAGUGCUUUCACCAUUCCCGAGUCAUCAGUUGCGCCAACAGCGUGGAGAAUGAGGAAGGGUGUACCCCCUUGCACCUGGCGUGCCGAAAGGGUGAUGGGGAGAGCCUGGUGGAGUUGGUCCAGUAUUGUCACGCCCGCAUGGAUGUCACCGACAACAAUGGGGAGACCGCCUUCCAUUAUGCUGUGCAGGGGGACAAUCCUCAGGUGCUGCAGCUCCUGGGAAAGAACCCUUCGGCCGGACUGAACCACGUCAGCAACCAUGGCCAGACGCCGCUCCACCUGGCCUGCCAGCUGGGCAAACCGGACAUGGUCCGCGUGCUGCUGCUGUGUAAUGCCUGCUGCAAUGUUGUGGGUCAGCACGGCUACGCCAUCCACACGGCCAUGAAGUUCUGCCAGAAAGGGUGUGCUGAGGUGAUCAUCAGCAUGGACAGCAGCCAGAUCCAAAGCAAGGACCCUCGGUAUGGAGGCAGCCCCCUCCACUGGGCCAAAAACGCAGAGAUGGCUCGGCUGCUGCUGAACCGGGGCUGUGAUGUGAACAGCGUCAGCAACUCAGGGGACACGGCCUUGCACGUCGCGGUGAUGCGGGAGCGCUUUGACUGUGUCAUGGUGAUGCUGACCUACGGCGCCAACGCGGGGGCCCGCGGGGAGCACGGCAACACGCCGCUGCAUCUGGCCAUGGUGAAAGACAACAUAGAGAUGAUCAAGGCCCUCAUUGUGUUUGGUGCUGAGGUGGAUACUCCCAAUGACCUUGGUGAGACUCCUGCCAUGAUUGCAUCAAGGGUCCACAAAGGCGCUCUGCUGAGUGCCAGACACACAGGAAAGCCAAGGCAGCCUCUGCUCUCAAGCGCUUCCAUUCUGGGCAAGGCAGCAGUUUCCACCAGGAAUUCACUCUUGGCUCUGCUGAAAACCAUAGGGGCGGACCACCUUACAGCCCCCGGGGCGCCCCUGGAGGUCUCCCAGCCCUCCACCUCCACCCAGGACAGACCGAUGCCCCCUCGGAUGCCCAUGCGGGAGAUAGAGCUGCAGGACUUUGUCCACCUCUCUCGGUCCCGGAAACCCAACUUCAUCCUGAGCUCCAUGAGGGACGAGCGGAGAACCCACGAUCACCUGUUGUGUCUGGACGGCGGCGGUGUAAAAGGGCUUGUCCUCAUCCAGCUGCUCAUGGCCAUCGAGAAGGCCGCGGGCAUCCCCACCAAGGACCUCUUUGACUGGGUGGCCGGGACCAGCACAGGCGGGAUCCUGGCUCUGGCCAUCCAGCACGGCAAAUCCAUGGCCUACAUGCGGGGCCUCUACUUCCGCAUGAAGGAUGAGGUGUUCCGCGGCUCCAGGCCUUACGAGUCAGCCCCGCUGGAGGAGUUCCUGAAGAGGGAAUUUGGGGAGCACACCAAGAUGACGGACAUCAAGAGACCCAAGGUGAUGUUGACGGGGACCCUGUCUGACCGCCAGCCUGCCGAGCUUCACCUCUUCCGCAAUUACGAUGCCCCCGAGACCAGAAAUGAGCCUCGUUUUGCACAGAACCCCAACUUACCACCGCUCACCCAGCCCCAAGACCAGCUGGUGUGGAGGGCGGCCCGCAGCAGUGGAGCGGCUCCCACCUACUUCCGGCCCAUCGGGCGCUUCCUGGAUGGAGGGCUGCUGGCCAACAAUCCGACGCUGGACGCCAUGACCGAGAUCCACGAGUAUAAUCAAGACAUGAUCCGCAAGGGCCAAGGUCACAAGGUGAAGAAGCUCUCGUUGGUGGUCUCCCUGGGCACUGGGAAGGCCCCCCAGGUGCCAGUGAGUUGCGUGGACGUCUUCCGCCCCAGCAACCCCUGGGAACUGGCCCGCACCGUCUUUGGAGCCAGGGAGUUGGGCAAGAUGGUGGUGGACUGUUGCACAGAUCCCGACGGAAGGGCAGUGGACCGGGCCCGAGCGUGGUGCGAGAUGGUCGACAUCCACUACUUCAGACUGAACCCCCAGCUGGGCACAGACAUCAUGCUAGACGAGGUCAGUGACACGGUCCUGGUGAACGCCCUCUGGGAGACGGAGGUCUACAUCUACGAACAGCGAGAUCAGUUACAGAAGCUGGUCCAGCAGCUCCUCACCCCCUGAG